AUGGGGAACGACAUUCGUGGCCGGCCGAAUAGUAACGCCAAGAGCGCCAAUCGUCCUCGAUCAGCACGCUCAGCUGCAAGCUCUAUUUCGAGACGGCGUCGACAGAGCACUUCGGAAAACUUCGGUAUUCAAAUCGGCUAUCGAACUCUUUCAAUUCAUGUCUCGGAAUCUCAGCAUGCAACUGCGAAUGCAGAGAAUGACCUCAAGGCGGCCAAGGAAGGUGACGAUGAGUACUUUGCUGAGCUCAAUUUUCACACCCUUCCUGGUGUCCAGGUCUGCCAGCAACUGGGUGUUUCCCCAGACCAAGGACUUUCCGAACAAGAAGCAUCUACUCGUCUUCAGACGAAUGGACCCAACACCCUUCCAGAGCCACAAGCCAACUACCUCAAGAAGCUCUUCGUCUACGUCUUCGGUGGCUUUUGUUCCGUCCUAUGGAUCGGAGCUAUCAUUUUCUUCAUCUGUUGGAAGCCUCUGAGCGAUCCUCCUUCCGCUCAGAAUCUUGCAAUGGCUGUCUUGAUUCUUAUCGUCAUCUUUCUCCAGGCCGGCUUCUCCGCCUUUCAAGACUGGUCCACGCAGAAGACGAUGAAGUCCAUCACCAGCCUCCUUCCCUCGGAGACUCUCAUCAUGCGCAAUGGUGAUGUCAAACGCAUGGCAGCAUCUGAGCUCGUGGAAGGUGACAUAGUCCACCUGCGUACCGGCAGCAAGGUCCCAGCCGAUCUUCGACUUCUUUCUCACUCCGGCGAUAUCCGAUUCGACCGAGGCGUACUUACUGGUGAAUCCGACGAGGUUGAAGGCGCCAUUGACUCGACCGAUACGAACUUCCUCGAGAGUCGUAAUAUUGCGUUGAUGGGUACAACUGUUGUGAACGGUCACGGCGUCGGCAUUGUUAUCUUGACUGGUGCUCGGUCGGUCAUGGGAAGAGUUGCACGGGCUACAACGGAAGUCGGAGAGAAGGCCACCCUGAUCCAGAAAGAGAUAUGGAGAUUUGUUCGGAUCAUCGUCGUUCUCACGGUCUUCCUGGCACUCUUGAUCUUCGUGGCCUGGAUCGCUUGGCUGAAGCGGGACCACCCUUCAUACAUGAACGUGGUCCAGAUGCUGAACAAUGUCAUGGGCUGUGUCGUCGCUUUUAUCCCCGAAGGCAUGCCGGUGGCUGUUGCCUUGACCCUAAUGAUGGUUGCUCGAAGGAUGAAGGCGGUUAACAUCUUGCCCAAGGGUCUUUCAACUGUUGAAACCCUAGGUUGUGUCAAUGUCAUCUGCUCUGACAAGACUGGAACGUUGACGCAGAACCAGAUGACUGUCAACUCUGUAGCAUUCGUGGACAAGCCUCUCAGUUCACCCGACGAUGUGCACAAAGGUCUCAACGAGGAAAAGCCUGACGCGAUCUUUUCUGUACUUCAGAAGGCUGCUCUGAUCUGCAACGAUGCUUCAUUUGGAGCGGAUACUAUGCAUCUAUCUCCUCAAGAGAGAACAGCCGAGGGCAACGCGACCGAUGUGGCCGUCCUCAGAUUCGCGGCUUCAGCUCGAGACAGUGAUGCGAUAAUGUCAAACUCCGCACGGGUGUUUUCUAUUCCAUUCAACUCGAAGAAUAAGUGGAUGCUCACACUGGUUCACGAAGACACUGUGGAGAAGAGCAAUCGGUUUCGCGUGUUUGUCAAGGGUGCACCUGAUGUUCUCUUGCCCGCCUGUGCCAGCUUCUGGUCGGGGAGAACGCAGUCCAUCGAGGCUCUUGACGGCAAUGCCAAGAUGUUGUUCAAGGAUAUUCAGGACAAACUGUCACGGAAUGCUGAGAGAGUUGUCGUCAUCUGCGAGAAAACACUGGAAACUGUUCUUCCUCCUGGAACCAAUGCCUUUAGCGACGAGGUUGCAAUGAAGGCUUUGGAGAAUCUCACCGUCGUGGGUAUUCUAGGCAUUAUUGACCCUCCUCGACCGGAGGCUGCGUGGACUGUCGCCAAUUGUCGACGUGCUGGUGCGAGAUUUUUCAUGGUUACUGGCGACUAUGGCGUCACUGCCGCCGCCAUAGCUCACAAUAUUGGCAUCUUCACGACAUCGGAGCCCGACACUUUCGACACCAUCAGGAGGGGCAUGACACCUACGGCUGAAGAGCUUCGACAUGAGCGCCUUGUUGGCAACGGUCGCAGUCUUCUUCUUGAGGGAACGUCUAUCGCUCGGCUUGUCACUCAAGACUGGGACGUUGUGUGCGAGUAUGAGGAGAUAGUCUUCUCACGCACGACUCCUGAGCAGAAGUUGCGUAUCGUCAACGAGUUCCGCGACCGCGACAAUGUGGUCGCGGUGACUGGAGACGGUGUCAAUGAUGCUCCGGCGCUCCGAGCUGCUGACGUCGGAGUAGCUGUCGUCACAGGCAGUGACGUCGCGAUCGAGGCAGCAGACCUUGUACUUAUGGACCAAUUUGACUCUAUCGUCGAAGCCAUUCGUCUCGGACGUCUUGUCUUUCAGAACCUGCAAAAGGUCAUUGCUUACCUCCUCCCUGCGGGUAGCUGGUCCGAAAUUUGGCCGGUCCUUGUCAACGUCUUCUUUGGCGUCCCUCUACCAUUGAGCGUCUUUCUCAUGAUCGUUAUCUGUGUUUUUACCGACUUGUUUCUCUCUCUGUCCCUCAUCAUGGAGAAGCAAGAGUUCGAUUUGCUAUCUCUACCCCCUCGGAACGCGAAGCGAGAUCACCUCAUCAAUCUCAAAAUCUACGCGCAAGCAUAUCUGUUCACCGGGUUCAUGGAAACGGUCUGCGCUCAUUCAAUGUUCUUUUUCUACAUGUGGAAAUAUGCCGGCUUCCCGAUCCAUGAGCUUUUCUUCUUAUUUGAGGGCUAUGCUGAGGGCUACCAUGGGUACACGCUCGAUGAGCUGACCAGCUUCAAUGCAACCGGUCAAUGCGUCUACUUCGUCACGUUGGUUUUCCUUCAGUGGGGUAAUAUCCUCGCGGUCCGCAAUCGGAGACUCAGUAUUGCUCAGGCAGACCCGAUCACUAAGAAGAGAAGAAACCCGUGGCUUAUUGCGAGCGCCAUCAUCAGUCUCGCUAUUGCAGUCUUCGUCACAGAAGUUCCUGGAAUCCAGAAGCUUUUCGGUACAGCGUCAGUUCCAAUUGAGUUCUGGCUCCUUCCCAUACCUUUGGCGUUGGGCAUCUUGUUCGCAGAUGAAACUCGAAAGUUGCUUUUAAGGCUUUUCCCGCAAGGCCCCAUUGCCAAAGUUGCCUGGUGA
Colletotrichum scovillei is the source of this 3207-nucleotide messenger RNA. RefSeq lists its product as uncharacterized. Lineage: Eukaryota; Fungi; Ascomycota; Sordariomycetes; Glomerellales; Glomerellaceae. Gene Ontology annotation, cellular component: membrane. The record is from RefSeq and is a predicted model, not a curated record. Gene Ontology annotation, biological process: potassium ion import across plasma membrane; intracellular sodium ion homeostasis; sodium ion export across plasma membrane. The transcript has a single exon. Gene Ontology annotation, molecular function: ATP binding; P-type sodium:potassium-exchanging transporter activity; ATP hydrolysis activity. The coding region runs from base 1 to 3207 and encodes 1068 amino acids.